CACCGGCUCACAUAAGGAGGGGGCCAGUAGAGAGUGGAGUGGCUGUAUGCCUGACCACACAGCUGUUCUUUGUCUUUUUUGCUCUCUUUCUUUUACUCUCGCACUCUGCUUCUCACUCUCCGUCCCCUUUAACUCUCGACAUCAUGGAGCCCAACAGUCCUAAGAAGAUCCAGUUUGCCGUUCCGCUCUUUCAGAGCCAUUUGGACCCUCAGGCAGCGGAACAUAUACGCAAACGAAGGCCCACUCCAGCCACUCUCGUCAUCUAUAACGACCCCAAUGCAUCAGAUGAUAAGCAGUCAGCAGGCGGUCAGUCAGAGACUCAACUGUCUCCGGCCCAGAGGAAGACCAGUGUGUACACACCACCCACAAUGAGAGAACUGCAGUUGGUGGUGGAGCAGCACUUUCAGAGACACGAGCAGAUGGAGGCAGGGCUCUCUGACAGCCCAGACACACCCAGUCCAAUUGCAGAACAGCAGCCCAAUGGUGCCGUGGCCCAGUGGGCCGGUCACAGCUCUUCAGAGACUUAUGUCAGUUGUGAUGAACAGGCAGGGAGCAGUGAGGAGGGGGGUAAAGAUCAGUCCAGCAAACAGAGAUCUGGUCAAGAGGAGAGUCCUCAUCUUCCCAAACAUACUCAUUCCCAACUGGACACACUGUCUGAGGAGCUAACAGACAGAGACGCAGUGGACCAGCCGAGUACCACAGGGGAGAUGAAGAAACUUGAGGCAGGAUUUUCUGCAGUCUUUCAAGUGGAAGAGGAAGACAAGCCUUUCACCGAGGAUCAAGACACACAGGAGAAGUAACACAAUGAUCACAAGUUUUUGAUCAUGGCUUUAUCAAUUCUUGCCUUCGAAAACUGUUUAUUAAACAGAUUUGUUCUUCGUCAUCUUUUAGUGUUUUAUACAUCGUCUGUAUAGAAAACAAUAAUAAUAUCUGGAUAUAAUGUUCCUGUCUAUUGCAGUUGGAAUGUUUUUCUACUGAAAAAAAUCUCUUUUAUUUGUGUUUUCUGUAUGUAUACAAACGUGGCCCUUUUU
Molecule: messenger RNA, 1031 nt
Organism: Tachysurus vachellii
Lineage: Eukaryota; Metazoa; Chordata; Actinopteri; Siluriformes; Bagridae
Gene: ppp1r1c
Product: protein phosphatase 1, regulatory (inhibitor) subunit 1C
Exons: 7
Coding region: 144-800 (218 amino acids)
Biological process (GO): intracellular signal transduction
Cellular component (GO): cytoplasm
Molecular function (GO): protein phosphatase inhibitor activity
Source: RefSeq, a predicted model, not a curated record